CGAGAGUUUGCAGUAGUUAUUCGCGAGUGCAUUUGAUAACUGUUGUUUCAAGAGGAUACAACGCAGCAUCCUCUGCACCGGAGGACGGAGGAGGUGUGGCCAGUAGUAGCAGGUCGCAAGUUUUUCCCAAUGUCCGAAUGAAGUGAUAACACAACCAGCGCCAUUCUAAGCGAGGAGUCAGUGUGGUGUGAAUAACACAGAAAUAGAAUAAAACAUAACAGCGCUGGCAAGAAGUGAUGCAAAACCCCCUGUUGACGCGCAAGUGAACGAUAAGUGAAUACUCAACGCCUACUAGAACUUCUCGCCCUUGUCAAGGGUUGCUCCGAUAGUGUAUGGAUAUUUGUGUGUGUGCCUGCUGCCCAGGGAAGUGUCCGACUGUAGCCCCCCGUAGAUAGGCACGUAGGAGAAGGGAGCGGAGGCGUUUGCCAGCGUUUGAGAAGUUCCACUGCUGUGGCAUCUGGCCCGACUUGCUAGAACCAGCGCUUCGGUAGAGGUUGCUGCAGUCAGUUGCUAUCACCAAACACAGCCGCACAUCAACGACGAUGAAUGCAUCCGACCCGUUCGUGAUAACCUCCCGCGAGAGGCUCAAGUACGAGGAGCAGUUCAAGUCGCUUCAGCCGGUCAACGGCGUGGUGACGGGCGGGCAGGCCAAAGGAUUCUUCCUGCAGAGUCAGCUGCCCCCGCAGAUACUCGGUCAGAUAUGGGCCCUUGCCGACACGGACGCCGAUGGUCGCAUGACGCUGGGUGAGUUCAGCAUCGCCUGCAAGUUGAUCAACCUGAAACUGCGCGGUUUCGAGACCCCUAAGAUACUGCCGCCGACACUCAUCGCAUCGCUCACUGCCGUCGGUGGUACGCCGAUCCUCACCCCGACAUCCGGUCUCAGCCCGCUCGAUCCACUCAAGUCUCUGGCCGGUUCCAUCGGGUCGGCCCCGGUCGUCCCACCGCAGCCACAGCCCAUGAUGGCUCCGACGCACCCUGCCAUGGUACCGCACGCCAUCGUGCCUCCGCUGAUGGCCACUCAAAUGGUGCCACCGCAGGUACCCGUAGUGCCGGGAGUAAUGGCCGGUGUUGCCCCGCCGAAACCGGCCCUUCCUCCGCAGCCGUUGAUUGCGACCGCAGCACAGCAGGCUCCACUGAUACCGAUGGGACAGUCGCUGAUGUCCGCGGCACCGGUCAUGCCACCAGCACCGCAGGUUGUUAUGCAGCAGCCCUUGAUCGGAGGACUGAUGGGACCGGCUGGUAUUCCGCCGACGGCCACCGUAAAGCCACUGAUUGAUCCGCUCGGUAGCCUUGGUCAGGCACCGCUGGUGGCAGGAGUUCCACCCAUCGGUGCCGUGGCAGGAGCAGUACCGGCACCUCCAACACCUCCCCAUUCUGGCGGUGGUACUCCGGCGCGCUCGAUGUCAAUCUCGGAACGGGCACCAUCCAUCGAAUCGCCCGGACAAGUCGAAUGGGCAAUCAAGGGCCCGGCGAAGCUGAAGUACACACAGCUGUUCAACACAACCGAUCGCAACCGCAGCGGUUUCCUGACCGGCCCGCAGGCGCGCAACAUUAUGGUCCAGACGAAGCUACCGCAAGCGCUACUCGCCCAAAUCUGGGCCCUGGCCGACAUGGAUGCUGAUGGGCGGCUCGGUUGCGAGGAGUUCGUGCUAGCCAUGUAUCUGUGCGAUAUGGCGGCGGCCGGCGAGAAAGUUCCGACCACCCUUCCUCCCGAUCUAGUCCCUCCGUCGUUCCGGAAGACAUCGUCACGGCACGGUUCGGUGGUCAGUUCACGCCAUGGGUCCGUUUCGUCGCAGGGUGCACCGGUGCACGCGCCCGUCGAGCUGGACCCACUUUCCGGGCUGCCACAGACCUCGUUCGAAGACAAACGGAAGGAAAACUUCGACAAAGGUCAAGCCGAGCUCGAAAGGCGCCGCAAAGCGUUGAUGGAUAUUCAGAAAAAGGAACAAGAGGAACGCGAGCGCAAGGAGCGUGAAGAGCAGGAAAAGAUUCGCAAGGCUAAGCUGGAGGCGGAACUGAAGAAGCAGCAGGAGCUGGAGAAGGAACUGCAGCGCCAGCGCGAGCUCGAACAGGAGCGAGAAGAGCAGCGCAAACGGGAGCUCGAAAAGAAGGAACUCGCACGCAAGGAAAUGGAAAAACAACGCCAGCAGGAAUGGGAAGCUCAAAAGAUUGCCGAAAUGCAGCAACAUCGACAGCGCGAGCAGGAGAACGUACUCAAGCUGAAGGCCCAGAACCAGUCGCUCAGUGUCGAGCUCAGCACGUUCAACGAGCGCAUCAAGGAGCUGUCGCAGAAGAUUUGCGACACGCGCGUUGGCGUGACGAACGUGAAGACGACGAUCGAUGGAAUGCGCUCGACGCGCGACACACAAAUGUCCGAGAUGGCGCAGUUGAAGGCGCAGGUCAAGGAGCAGAACCAACGGCUGGUCCAGUUGAGCCAGGAGAAGGCGAAGCUGGACGCAAAGAACAAGUCGGGCGAGACGGAGAGUCAGUUACAGUUUACGAACAAACAGAUCGUCAUACAGCAGCUGAAGGAUAAGCUCGAGAACACGAAGCAACAGAUCGAGAACAAGACGACCGACAUCAGCCUGAAUCGGGAGCAGCUGACCGAACUGAAAUCCCAGCUGACCAACCUGAUCGACUCGUGCGAGAAGCUCUACGGCGAGUACGAUUUGCAGCGAAUUCAGAUCCUGGAGAUGAAGAACAAUCGCAAAAACGAGUCGUACAGCAGCGCUUGGGACACGGGCAGCUCGUGGCCAACGGAAACUGCGACGGUGGCACACACGACGGCGGUCACCAGUGAACCGGCGGCUGUGACGUCCCUGGCCGGAGAAAACCUACAGACGCCACCGGGCUACGUGAAAUAUCGGGCCAUUUAUGAGUUCAGUGCGCGGAACGGUGAUGAGAUUUCCUUCCAACCGGGUGAUAUUGUGAUGGUACCGCUGGAACAGAAUGCCGAACCGGGCUGGCUGGCAGGUGAGAUUAACGGUCACACCGGUUGGUUCCCAGAGACGUACGUGGAGAAGGUGGACACCAACCUGAACGUGGUGGAAACGGCACCGGAAACGAUAGCGUACACUGAACCGGUGGAAGACUAUAGUACCGCCAUCAGCGCUCCGGCGGCAACCGAAUACGCGGCCCCCAACAAUGCAGAGGCUACCUGUAAUGGCGAUGUGGAGUAUUUUGUGGCAUGCUACGCGUACCAAUCGGCGGAAGUCGGUGACCUGGUGUUUGAUGCGGGCGAAACGAUCGCCGUAUCGAAGAAGGAAGGUGACUGGUGGACGGGUACGAUUGGCAACCGGACUGGUAUUUUCCCCUCGAACUAUGUGCAGAAGCAAGAAGCGGAGGCAAUGAACGGAAAUCAAACAUCCUACGACGAGCAACCGAGCGCGCAGAUCGAACAUUCGCAGACCACGGCCCAGACGUACGAGAUGGAGACGAAACGGAAACAGUCCACCCCCGCCACCACUACCACCACCACCACCACCACCCCUAGUAAUACUCAGGACGCGGAGGAUGCCCGGAAUCAGGCCGAGCUGGACUCGGAGGUGUCGCAGAUCAACACGCAGCCCCCGCAGGCCCCUGCCGUCAACGAGGAUAACAUCCGCUACUCGUCAAUGUCGAUGACCUCGGCCACACCGAGCCUCCGGCGGAAGGGUGAGGUAGCGCAGGUGAUCGCUCCGUACGAGGCGACCAGUUCCGAACAGCUCUCGCUUCAGCGCGGCCAGCUGAUCAUGAUCCGAAAGAAGACCGACUCCGGUUGGUGGGAGGGCGAGCUACAGGCUAAAGGACGGCGUCGGCAGAUCGGUUGGUUCCCGGCGACGUACGUGAAGAUACUCCAGGGCGGUCGCAACAGUGGCCGCAAUACGCCCGUCUCGGCGAGCAAGGUCGAGCUGACGGAGACGAUUCUCGACAAAGUCAUCGCACUGUAUCCGUACAAAGCACUGAACGACGACGAGCUGUCCUUCGAGAAGGACGACAUCAUCGCCGUGCUGGGCCGGGACGAGCCGGAAUGGUGGCGCGGCGAACUGAACGGUACCACCGGCCUGUUUCCGAGCAAUUACGUCGGUCCGUUCGUGUCGUCCGGCAACGUAUAACGGGCAACAGGGCUUUCUGCAACCGUCAACAGAGCCCGGAAUGACACUCAGCAGGAUCGAGACGAUGGCUGCGAUGGGGACGCUUGGAGCUGCCACUCCACCACCGCAAACAACGCCACCAGCAGCACCACCAAGAGCAUCGUUAAACGUAACAUGUCCUGGCGCACCGGUGACUAUGGUGCCGAAGAGGACGCUAACGAUGAUGAUGAUACUGAUGAUGAGGAUCUACACAACAACAACAACAAUAACGGAUACUGCAACAAUAAAAUCAUCAAUAAUUAUAAAACUACUGAUAACAAUAACGGUAACGAAUAUACUCUGAGUAAUGGUAACGAUAUUAAUCCAUGCAAUAAUAAUCAGCUACUAAUGCGAGCAUUCUUACAACACAACGCGAGCGGCCGCCAUCACUAGCCAGCUCCGGCAGUAUGACGCACCCUUAGCAUACAGAUAGAGGGAGGAAGAGAAGCAUGAGAGCGAUUUAAAAAAUCACCCACUGUUAUAGGUGUACCACGUUAAAACACACACAAGUAAAUCAACGAGACACAGUAUUGUAGUAAUUGCGGGAUGUUUCUGUUCGUUUGAAAUUGAAAUUAAAAGCAGAGAGAGAGAAAGGGAAGAACGAUUUGUGUUAGAUUAAGGAUGAGUGGCAGGAUCAGUCGCAAGCUAAAGAAACCACACAGCAACCCACAAAUUACACGCUGUGGCAGGAAGGUACUACAAAGCCUACUUACUAGCAAUCGUUCGGUUCGAAAAUCCAAGCAAUCCAAGAAACUAUCCCACACGAAACAAGGGGGCGUUAAGGUAGCUUACUUUGUUGUAGCUUCGAUGCUAUUAGCAAAAACGGGUAUUUUUGUUUGGCUAUCUAUUGUUUGAACUCAUCUUUUUCUAAUAUUUAUUAUCGUUUUCCUUUUUCCCUCCUCUAUAAGUAACAUCUUAUCGGUACGUCAUGCUUGGUGAACCAAUUGAGAGUAUUAUAGUUUAAAAACAAGAGCGAAUUAAGCAAAAUAAAAUACCCGCCAGCAAUGGAGGAAGAAAGUAAUGAAAGUAAGCAAAGUAGGCUAUAAUUAGAUGAUGUAGAUAUUUACGAACCAUUCAACAAAGGUGGAUCGCAACACGUUUGGUUCACGCGCUGACCGUAAGCAAUGGGGCAAAAGUUCAACAAUCAUCCGUUGUAGGCUUUACUAUCGAUAAGUUAGGUCGUGUCGGUAUUUAGUUGGAAUUAUUUAUAGUUAUUAAUACUAAGAAUAGCGUUUACAAACUCACAAACAAAACAAAAAACACACCCUGAUUAUCGUUAGACAUGGUUAAACGUUGUGACAUUAACCGUAUGAAGCAAGGUUCGAAUCGUGACCCCCCCGCCCGUGAAGGUAUUUAUCUCAGUUAUCUAAGCUGUUUCCUGCAUUUACUGUAUCGUAAAGGAAAAGAUCACCUAGCCUAGAGAUUUAUCCGAUUAGCAGCUCGUUCAAUCUUUCACCGUAGGCAAUAUAUCAAGAAUCUUAUCGUAAAAAGAUCGACCCUAUGAAAAAGCGAAAUAGCGGAACUCUAGUAUUAUAGCAGGCGAAAGAAAUUGGUUCUGCGCGUUUCUGCGUUCCAAGAUUGUUUGCAGUUGAUUUGCAAAAAAAAUCCCCCCGUGCUAUGUUCAAGGAUCUGGCACAUGAAAGAUUCGGUUUCUUUCUAGCUUCAUGUGUCUAUUGUUUCAUCGGUAUCACUGUUAUCGUUUAAGACAAAAGUGUGCAUCGUCAUAACCUCUGAGGUUUUGUCAUUUUUUGUUUUGAAUUUCUCUCAUAAAAAAAAACACGGUCGGGAUAAAGAGCUAGUUAAGAAACCAGAGAUACCGCAGGGUCUGUGGCUUCGUUAAGUUUGAUUUAUUGUAAUUAUCCUCUACGUUCCUUCCAUGAUCAUUGUUGCAUACAUUAGAAGGCACAGGAAAAGGUUCGGGUGGUUCUUGUUAGUUCGAGCAUUGUGAACGAACGUUAGAAAUUGCGUGUUCUUGUUCCGUUUUGCCUAACCUUACUUUACUUCGAGCCAUAUUCAUGCGGAUUCAAUAUCAAUUCAAUGCGGAUUCAAUACCAAAUAUCAAUUCACAAUAAGUCGACGGUUUUAAGGAUGGCGAAAAGAAAGCAAAACAAACACACGUUAAGCAAAAUGCUGGUAAACCUAAUAAUGAAACAAAGGCAUAUAUAAAUAUAUACAUAUACAUAUAUACAUAUAUUUAGAAGAAUAAUUACGUGCCCUAUCCACUAUUACUACGAAGAACAACAGGACAGGACGAGCUGUCGCCCGCUACAUUUUCCCCCAAAAAGGCAAACCUCCUUACAUGCUAUCGCAAAGACGGGGGACGAGGGACGCGGUUGAAAGUGAAAAAAAAAACAAAGUUAUUUCUUCUCAGAAAAGUGUUAUUUAUUAUGCUAUUGCAAGCGUUACAUGAAUUUAGUAGCUGGUAGUGUGAUCGAAAUCGCGAUCGGUCGCGCACUGUGUCGAGUUUUGGGCGGCGUUUCUCUCCAUAUCUUGUACUGGUUCCGGAGUUCUAUCCUCCUAGGAGCGUGGUUCGAGCGACAAAAGGCUGUUGUUAGUGCAGGGUGGACUAAGAGCACGACACGAUGAAAGAGACAAAUUUGUGGCACCUACUAGCAAAAGCUUCGCGUUUCCCAUACGGCGCAAAAUAAAACAAAAACAAAAAUGAUCCAUUACUGUGUAAAUUGUGCAUUCUUCGGUAGCAAAGACAACACGAAACAAAACAAGCAAAAAAAAACAGCACUGGAAAAUGAAUACAAAUAAAGGUGUAAAUGUAAUGAAACGAGAAAGCAGGAGAGCACGAACAAAAUUCAUUGAAAUUUGAAAAAUAAACAUGAGCAUAUUAGAGACAGUAAAGUUGUAUGAAUUAAAACGCAAUUAACAAACAAUACUAAAUCGCUGGAGCUGGCAACAGUACUGCUGGAAAGAAAGAAGCAUAAAACAACUCCCCUCUUGUAAGCUUUUGGGAAACGAGAUCGAGUUCGGAUGAACGGUUCUGCCGGUUUGCUGAUUUCGGUAGUGUCUGUUUUUUUCGUUUUCCAAUGAAAGGUUCCUUAAAUUUUGUUAUUUUCUUCUGUUCUCAAUGGGAUACCCUUAUGUACAGUUAUGCCAUUGAUACUUCAAUACCGUUCGCUGUUGAGUGUAGUAAUUCUUCAAAAUGGGCUAACUGAAAAUUAAACUCUUCAAUUGGUGUCGGGAAAGAUGCGACGGUCGGACAGGAGGGUCCCGUUUUAAAGGAACGUUGUAUAAAAAAAAAAAAACAUAUGAACAUGCAAUAGCAGGUAGAUAAUUAAUCAAACACAAUUAAGUGUGACCAGGCGAACAAAUAAUGUAUGAAGGAGGGAACGAGAGGAGACAAA
Messenger RNA from Anopheles coustani, 7468 nucleotides. It is a transcript of the gene Dap160, whose product is annotated as intersectin-1. Bases 543 to 4094 code for a protein of 1183 amino acids. The transcript is spliced from 15 exons. Gene Ontology annotation, molecular function: protein binding; calcium ion binding; molecular adaptor activity. The record is from RefSeq and is a predicted model, not a curated record. Gene Ontology annotation, biological process: clathrin-dependent synaptic vesicle endocytosis; endosomal transport. Gene Ontology annotation, cellular component: presynaptic membrane; plasma membrane; clathrin-coated pit. NCBI's taxonomy places the organism in Eukaryota, Metazoa, Arthropoda, Insecta, Diptera, Culicidae.